Messenger RNA from Nematostella vectensis (starlet sea anemone), 2258 nucleotides. RefSeq lists its product as uncharacterized. NCBI's taxonomy places the organism in Eukaryota, Metazoa, Cnidaria, Anthozoa, Actiniaria, Edwardsiidae. The record is from RefSeq and is a predicted model, not a curated record. The coding region runs from base 42 to 2114 and encodes 690 amino acids. The transcript has 8 exons.
AAGGGAUUUAGCCUGGAGCAAGUAAGGACGACCCCUAAAAGAUGAGGUUUGUCUUUGCCCGUACAUGCCUGGCACUAAUGGCCAUCUUGGGCGUGGCCUGCGCGGAAUGCACGGAUAGUGGGAUCGACAAGAAGCUCGAGUCUAUUAAAAACACCAUGUCAGCCAUGGCGCGACAGAUGAUGCUGCAGCAGCUAUUUAUCGAGGAAAGGAUUCGUUCCGAAGCGCAAUCCGGUGUGAAACAAGUCCGUCACAAUCGCGAGGGCACAAGAAAUUAUUACUCGAACACCCAUUCCGGACUUGGGAGUGUGCUUGCUAUCCACGACCACUCGAAUAAUGACCGCACGGUUGGGAUGGGUGAGUUCGUGGGGGUUCUGAACGGCGUGGAGUUCCGCACGAGGCAUAACGACUACCGUCUGUACAUGCCGCACCGCACGAGUGCGAACUACCACAGCGUGGAGAAUAUACCCUUCCCCGACGUACCCCCAGAGGUUACCAGCAAGGCAAAUGUCAGCGAGCAAGUGAAAGAGAUGCGCGAGUGGUUCAAGGCGUUCCAUAAUCAAGACCACUCUAUCCGCGACUACCGGAAGUACUUCAAACCCGUACUCUGCUACCUUGAGGGCGCGUGGACCAAGUCUACUUCCGGUGCUAUCGAUGAGGGGUUCGAUAGCGACCGACAUUUCAUCGAUGCUAAGAGCUGGCAUGAUCUUCAGGAAAAAAUCCGCUUUACUUCCUACUCCGGACGCAAAGACAACCUCGAGAACUUCUCCUUCCUCCCGACAACCAUCAUGGGCGUUAGCAACAAUGGCACACCUGAGUUUGCACAGUGGAACUACCGCAUUCUCUGUAACCCGAUCAGCCGCGAUAUACCGUUAAACAGGCUCCGAAUGGUCGACGAACUUGGCCCGAGGGUCGCCCAAAGACGCACAUACGAUGAGCAAACAAGGACGCGAAGUGCUCGAUUUCAGCUCAACCCUUUGGAUACGGACAAGUUCUAUGAGAGGGAGACAAGACGAUGGGCACUAUUGGAUGAAAUUAUGAGCGAGAUUCCAGGUAAAGAUAACUACCAGGGCAAUCUGACAGAUGACGCGUUUGACUUGAUGGCGUACAGUCUUGAGCCUGGUUCAUCCGAGAAGCUGCGAGCUGACCGGUACCACCGAUGGUUCAAAGUCGCCAAGAGGGGAGCAAUGGGGCUGUCUGCACGACAUCGAGGAUACUCGGAUGAAAAUCUGUUUAUGGCGAUGACUACACAAUCUAAGGUCGCAGGGAUGGAACUAGAAGUCUGCAAAGGAAGAGGAAAGAAAAGAGUUUGCAAGAAACAGAAACAAAAAUGGACCUACGCCAUUCCCCUAGAAAUCAUCUUUCUGACCCCCCUGAGUAAAUGGAAUCCUUACAACAUCGAUUAUAAGGGGGAUCCUAAAUACGCUCUUGGCAAAACAGUGGAGGCCGGCGGGCGUAACGGUGGCAAGACCCUGGCCAAGGCUUUUAAUGGGACACACAGCCGGGCAUUCUACAUGACGCCCACAGAGUUCUUUUCUGGUGAAGAAGUUGGGACGGGUGCAGCGGACACUACCAAGGGUGCGGUGGGUGUGCUGGACAGAUCAGGUACAAAGGUUCAUUUCACCAGAGCGUCCGGUACAAGAAUCUUUUUCCCGCCCAUCCUAGGUGUCGGUUCGAUACGCCAAAGGUACCCAAUUAUGCCGGUACACGGAGAAGGCUCAUCCGUUUGGAAGGAACUCGAAGCACUUAAGGAUGUGGUCCUUAAGUCCAAGUCAAAUGGGUUCGUUCUGAGGGAGCCCCUAAACAACGGUCCCAUUCCGACCGAGGGCCCAAGAAAAGAUCAAAGGUUCCAGGUGGGCCGAGCGCGGAAAAACCCCCCUGGUCCACACACUCAUGAGAUUAAACUGACACCCGAAGAGAUGGACUUUAUCAAGGCGGGUGGAUCUUUUCAGUUCACCACCACCCAGGGUGCAGGCCAUACCCAUGACAUGUUCAUUCGCUGGGUUACAUCUAAGAGGAUGUUCAUUAUCGAUACAUGUGAUGAUAAUGGUCCCGUUAACAACUACGUUUGCCGGGAUAAGCACACAAGAUGGCUCACUCCUAUGCCUGAUAUGUGAUGGAGUCUUAAGAUAUUCUAUGUUAUAAAUAUAAGUCUUUACGGUAUAGCUCAUUUAGCCAUCUGUGAUUGAUGUCUAUAGGGGUUAUGUAUUGCAACUAUCUUUAAAGACAACUAAUAAAAUCAUGAUGCAAAUUAAAAAAAA